Molecule: messenger RNA, 1003 nt
Organism: Papilio xuthus (Asian swallowtail)
Lineage: Eukaryota; Metazoa; Arthropoda; Insecta; Lepidoptera; Papilionidae
Exons: 6
Coding region: 212-1000 (262 amino acids)
Source: RefSeq, a predicted model, not a curated record
UUUAUUGUCAAUCAGGCUGACUCAACCUGUCAAAUGUCUAUGUCGCCACUAUAUUAUCAGAUUCUUAAAGAAAAUAAAUAAAAAAGACAAGGCUGUAUGGCUUAGUUCCUUUGCCUGCUCUUUUGAGUGAAUAAUAAAAACAACAACUUAAAGAAAAUAAAUAAAAUGCUCGUUUAUCGUCGUAUUCUUUUUUCAUAAAUUUUAUCCAUUUAUGUGGCUUGAUCUAGCUGUAAAGCUUAAAAUAAUUAUUGGACCGAAUUAUAGUAAAAUGGAGAAUAUUGAACCCAUUCCUCGAUCGCCAUUACAUUUAUAUAUUCAUUUUUAUUGUAAUAAACGACACUCGUUGGACAAAAAUGUUAAAAAGAAUCAUAAACUUUUAAAAGAGGCAACCAAAUCUUGGCUUUCGCUUAAUGAUGAUGAAAAACAGGUAUUCAUUUCUAAACACAAUGAAGUUAUAGCAGAUCAUAAGCAAAAAAUUGCAGCUUCCCUUAAAAAAGUAAAGCCUUAUCUUAGAAAAAAAAAUCAAAAUCAUUCCAGACCUGAAAACAGCAAUAAUAGUGACAUUCUUGGACAAAAUCGGGUUGAAAUAAGUUUUAAUGAAAGUGUACGGGAAAAUAUACCACAAAAUACAAGCACAAUUACUAAUGUUGAUAAAGAUGAUAACAAAAUGUCAGAUAUCAGUUUUUCACUAGAUCAACAAGUUUCAAGUCUUAUAAAUGAAAAAAGUAAUAUAACUCAAGAUCAAUUUUUCAUGCAAGAAAAACUACCUGAACCAAUUCCACCAAGGGUAAUGUCUGGCAAAGAACUAUUUUUAUUGCUGGGACCUGAAGCUGAAAAUGGUACAAACUGGGAAUCUUUACCAGAUUACAAGAAGAGACAUUACCAGAGUGCUGUUCUUACCAUAAAAAGAAAUUACAUAAGAUCUUACAGAACCUUUUUGGAAAGCUUGGAGCCUAAAGAGCUGUAUAAAUUUUAUAUCACUAAUAAAGAAAUGGAAUGAGAA